GGCGCGGCGGCAGCAUGGCCACCACCGUGCCCUGCACCCGUUUCACCGACGAGUACCAGCUCUACGAGGAGAUCGGCAAGGGAGCUUUCUCGGUCGUCCGGCGCUGCGUCAAGCUCUGCACUGGCCAUGAGUACGCUGCUAAGAUCAUCAACACCAAAAAGCUCUCAGCCAGAGACCACCAGAAGCUGGAGCGGGAGGCGCGUAUCUGCCGGCUGCUCAAGCACUCCAACAUCGUGCGGCUCCACGACAGCAUCUCUGAGGAGGGGUUUCAUUACCUCGUCUUUGACCUGGUGACGGGUGGAGAGCUCUUUGAGGACAUCGUGGCACGGGAGUACUACAUCACUGUGUCCAUGAGCUCUUUGCCCGCGUUCCUCCCACCCAUCACUUUGCCCCUGAGCAGAGGGAGCCGCAGCCACUGCAUCCAGCAGAUCCUGGAAGCUGUCCUGCACUGUCACCAGAUGGGGGUGGUCCACAGAGACCUCAAGCCGGAGAACCUGCUUCUGGCCAGCAAGUGCAAAGGGGCAGCAGUGAAGCUGGCGGACUUUGGCCUUGCCAUCGAGGUGCAGGGGGAUCAGCAGGCCUGGUUUGGAUUUGCCGGCACACCUGGCUACCUGUCCCCUGAGGUCCUGCGCAAGGAGGCCUAUGGCAAACCGGUGGACAUCUGGGCAUGUGGGGUCAUCCUGUACAUCCUGCUGGUGGGCUACCCGCCGUUCUGGGAUGAGGACCAGCACAAACUCUACCAACAAAUCAAGGCCGGGGCCUAUGAUUUCCCUUCACCUGAGUGGGACACAGUCACCCCCGAAGCAAAAAACCUCAUCAAUCAGAUGCUGACCAUCAACCCUGCCAAGCGCAUCACAGCCCACGAGGCCCUCAAGCACCCGUGGGUCUGCCAACGUUCUACCGUGGCCUCCAUGAUGCACAGGCAGGAGACAGUGGAGUGCUUGAAAAAGUUCAAUGCCCGGAGGAAGCUCAAGGGUGCCAUCCUCACCACCAUGUUGGCUACCAGGAACUUCUCAGUGGGCAGACAGACCACCGCUCCUCCCACCAUGUCGGCGGCCGCUGCCGGGGCCCCCCUGGGGCUGGUGGAACAAGCUAAGAGCUUACUGAACAAGAAGGCGGACGGUGUGAAGCCCCAGACCAACAGCACCAAAGGCAGUGCUGGUGUCACCAGCCCCAAGGGGACCCUCCCGCCCACCGCUCUGGAGCCUCAAACUACUGUAAUUCAUAACCCCCCGGACGGCACCAAGGAGUCCUCCGACAGCACCAACACCACCAUUGAGGACGAGGACACCAAAGCCCGCAAGCAGGAGAUCAUCAAGAUCACGGAGCAGCUCAUCGAGGCCGUCAACAACGGGGACUUCGAGGCCUACGCGAAGAUCUGCGAUCCGGGGCUCACCUCCUUUGAGCCCGAGGCACUGGGCAACCUGGUGGAGGGGAUGGACUUCCACCGCUUCUACUUUGAAAACUUGCUCUCCAAGAACAACAAGCCCAUCCACACGACCAUCCUGAACCCACACGUGCACGUCAUCGGGGAGGACGCGGCCUGCAUCGCCUACAUCCGCCUCACCCAGUACAUCGACGCGCAGGGCCGGCCCCGCACCAGCCAGUCCGAGGAGACCCGCGUCUGGCACCGCCGCGACGGCAAGUGGCAGAACGUCCACUUCCACGGCUCGGGGGCCCCCGUCGCCCCGCUGCAGUGAAGAGCUUGCGGUGGCUGUCCUGGUUCCAGCCCGAUGGAGACGGCGAUGGGAGCCGAGGCGGCAGCCGGAGCUGCGGCCCCCCGAAGCACGCGUCCGCAUGC
Messenger RNA from Pseudopodoces humilis (Tibetan ground-tit), 1801 nucleotides. RefSeq names its product calcium/calmodulin dependent protein kinase II beta (gene CAMK2B). The record is from RefSeq and is a predicted model, not a curated record. Gene Ontology annotation, biological process: protein phosphorylation. NCBI's taxonomy places the organism in Eukaryota, Metazoa, Chordata, Aves, Passeriformes, Paridae. Gene Ontology annotation, molecular function: ATP binding; calmodulin binding; calcium/calmodulin-dependent protein kinase activity.